Molecule: messenger RNA, 4434 nt
Organism: Nematostella vectensis (starlet sea anemone)
Lineage: Eukaryota; Metazoa; Cnidaria; Anthozoa; Actiniaria; Edwardsiidae
Product: 1-phosphatidylinositol 4,5-bisphosphate phosphodiesterase eta-2
Exons: 27
Coding region: 1387-4176 (929 amino acids)
Biological process (GO): phosphatidylinositol-mediated signaling; lipid metabolic process
Molecular function (GO): phosphatidylinositol-4,5-bisphosphate phospholipase C activity; calcium ion binding
Source: RefSeq, a predicted model, not a curated record
GACUUAGUCAUUCACAAAACUUUAAUUUAUUGUGUUGUUGCUAUUGCUGCUAAAAAAAAUAUAUAUUUGUUAUUAUUCUCGUCAUCACGUCGUUGUCAUUGAUUGUUAUUAUGUGCCCUUUUUGAAGCAUGUUAUUUUUUUCUUUUCGAUACCCUGUACGUAUUACCUAAGUGAAAAUUGUCUAAUGUAAAUUGCAUUGAAAUGUAAAUUUAAAUUCGGAACAUUUCACACUUAAUCAAUACUCCUCGUUAAGAAUAACUUCCCGCGUAUAAUGCAAAUUAUUUCAUGGUAAAUACAUUUUAUUUUAUUCAACACUACUGUACCAGUAAGUUUUUCGCCUUUUUUUGAAAAAAAACAGAAUAGGUCUUGGAGAUGUUCGAGCAUAUCGGUUCGAUUUAAGAUGGGAACCAAAAUACUCUUGCGUGAUUUGUAUCAAUAGUAUACUAAAUAAUCGUGAAUAAUUCGUUCUUCGAUAUGUAAUAAACAACGACCUUCUUUAGUUGUGGUUUACCUCAAACAAACCUGAAUUAAUCCUUGCUAAAAAUAUAAAAGAAUUGUUGUAAAUAUAAUGUUCAAAGUUUUUCUAUCGUAAUCAUAUAAUCCAUCUCCUUCAAAGGUGAUGCAUUAUGAUAACCGCUUUUUAAACAAAUCUGAAAGACAAAACAUAAAUAUACUUACAGUUAUUUAAAACUAAUGAGUUAAAGUGCUUGAAGAGCCGUGAAUUAAGCUUUUGAGGUUUUAGGAGGCAAAAAUGCCCCACGUAUAAAACCGGAGAACUGUUAUUAAUUCACAGAUUAUAGGAUUACCUUUAGUAUAACAAUAGAUUUUAGUCGAUUUGUCGAUCUGGCCACAAAUUGUUGACUAUUUUGACAACAUUUAAAGUUUUAAAGUGCUCAUAAAAACGUUUCAUUUGAUUUGUCGCUCAUAUUUUCUUGAUGAUUUGAAAGGAUUUCCAAUUUAUAGAACCGUUUAACCAAGAAAGUCCUCGUACAUAUGUUAUUAUCCAGUUUAUUGUCCCGCUUUUGUUGUGUGUUCAAAUUAUUGAAUUCUACCGUUGAAAGUGUCAAGGGUUGCAAACUCGUUUUAUAGUAUCUCAAUAAAGUUUAGAAUCACAAAAUACAACAAUUGUUUAUAUGUGCCUUCAUUGAAGAGCGGGGUUUACCGAUAUAGCCUAAUUGCCCCCCUAUAAUAGAAUCCCUAUGGUUGCGGGUUUUUCGUUUUUGAUUAACCAAUCACAUUUAGAGCAAGGGACGGCGUUAUUAAAAUAAAGAGAAAUCGUCACAUCUCGCGCCUUGCACCUGUCUUCAAUCUCAGUCCUUUCUAUUCGCCGUCCUCCCGGUGUUAUUGGAAAUGCUUGGAAUGCAGUAAGCCAAACAUCUAGCUCUCAUGGCCGAUCUGCAAGAACAGGAAACUCACGAACAUUUCAGAUUUGCACUGAAACCUUUCCAGAAAUGGCGGGAAGCGGCAAGACGAGGCCGCGCCGCAAAAAGCGCGGGAAACGAUAAAUUUGCUACAGUCGAUGAAUCAAUUGCAUUGAUGCGAAGGGGAAGUGAACUCAUCAAAUUAAGGAGCGCGUCCAAGAAGUACCCGAGAACAUACUUUUUGGAUUCCGAGCUCGCAAACAUCUCCUGGACACCGUCCAAGAAAGGAGACCGCGCCAAAAUCCCAGUCAACACGGUCAAGGAGAUCCGGGAGGGGACUGUGUCGGACGCGUUCUCCCAGUGCUCGGAAGUGUUCCCCGAAGAGCGAUGUUUCACACUGAUCCACGGCGAGUCCUUCGCUACGCUAGACCUAGUGGCGGCCAACAGGGAGGAGGCGAUGCACUGGAUGAUCGGGCUUAGAUACCUGAUGGCCCAACACUACGGAUCCGACCCAGGCGAAAACGAACCAACAAGAAGGCAAAAAGCCAGGGAUUUAUGGUUACGUGGUAUCUACACGGCGGCCGAUAAGAGCGGCGAUGGUCUGCUUAGCAUUGAUGAGGUCUACUUCCUGAUGCAUAAACUAAACGUCAAGAUCUCCAACAGGCAGGUACGUGAGAAUUUCAAGGCAGCCGACACAGACACGGUGAACUCGAGUGGGUUGCUGGACUUCGAGGAAUUCGCAAAUUUCUACAAAAGCAUCUCCACGCGGCGAGAGCUUUAUAUGUUAUUACUCAAAUAUGGAAACAGCAAAGAAAAUAUGACAGUCCAGGAGCUGUUGAACUUCUUACGAAUCGAACAGAGGGUCACCGAAUGUGACGAGGAGUACUGUAGUAAUAUAAUACAAACAUACGAACCCGCCGAUAGUAACAAGAAGAACAUGCUGCUUGGCAUCGAUGGUUUCACUAGUUAUCUUCUAAGUGCUGAUGGAGAGAUCUUCAAUCCUGAGCAUAGUGAUGUAUACCAAGACAUGACAAGACCUCUAUCGCAUUACUUCAUCGCCUCUUCUCAUAACACAUAUCUGACUGGGGACCAGCUCGCCUCGGCCUCGAGUAUGGAUAUGUACGUCCGGGUGCUUCAGUCAGGCUGCCGCUGUCUCGAAUUGGACUGUUGGGAUGGCAAAGAUGGCGAGCCCGUGGUGUAUCAUGGGUAUACGAUGACGUCAAAAGUGAAGUUCCGUUACGUCAUUCUUAAUAUCAACGACUUCGCUUUCCUCAAUAACAGAUAUCCAGUUAUAUUAUCCCUCGAGAACCAUUGCAGUGUUGAACAGCAGAAGUUUAUGGCGAACUUCAUGCGAGACACUUUUAAAGAUAAGGUCAUGUAUUCUGACAUGAGCGAUGGGAAAGACUUGCCUUCCCCGCAAGAGCUCAUGGGAAAAAUACUGAUUAAGACGAAAAAACUUCCUGUCGCGCUAAGCGAAGAUUUGGAAGAAGGGGAAGUCACGGAGGAGGACUCUGCAGACGAAAUGGAUGAAUGCUUCAAGUUUCGAUCGGACGAGAACGAGGUUGAUCACCGUGCCAAGGAGCGGAAGUGCCGUCGCACCCUCGCGUCACUACAGCGACUGCGCAUGAACAAGGAAGACGACGAGAGCGACGCACGAGGGGACCUGAGCUCAGCUAUCGUAUCAUCCGUAGCCUCGGGAAACACGUCUGAGACUAGACAGAGAGGCCUCAGACAUACACUUAAACGAUCCUUCUCGACCAAAGAAAACAAAGAAAAGAAGCGCAAGGAAGUGACAAAGAGUCGAAGCUUCAGCACAGCCGAUGAAGACCCAAAGACAGCGAAGAAAGUCACGAAGCGAAAGCGAUCACGAGCGCUCAGUCGGGAAAUGGGCUCGAAGCGAACUAUUAGACUCAGCCGCCACUUGUCAGAUCUCGUCGCGUACACGCAGUCCCGGGCAUUCAAAGGGCUCGAAGUCGAGGAGGACGAGAAGCACUGGGAAGUUAUCUCCAUCCCCGAGCCUCGCGCGUAUCGCUUCACAGACACGAAGGCGACUCAGUUCACGCGCUACACCCGUUACAAGCUGUGCCGGAUAUAUCCCGCUGGUUACAGGAUCGACUCGAGUAAUCCGAACCCGCAGACUUUCUGGAACUGCGGGUGCCAGCUUGUGGCGUUGAACUACCAGACGGAGGGGCGAAUGCUUCAGAUCAACAGAGGGAAGUUCAGGGCAAAUGGGAACUGUGGAUAUGUUCUUAAACCCGACAUCUUGUGCAAAGAAAGUCAAUCUUUUGAUCCCAUGACGAGAAAAGACAUUCCCGGCGUUUCAAAGAAAGUACUUAAAAUUAGGGUAAUCAGUGGUCAGCAGCUACCAAAACCAAAAGACAGCAUACUGGGGGAUCGAGGCGAGAUCAUUGACCCUUACGUUGAAGUAGAAAUUAUUGGGAUCCCCGCCGACACUUCUAAAUAUCGAACGAAGACCGUCAUAGACAAUGGGUUUAAUCCUGUCUGGGAAGAGACGAUGGUGUUUCUCCUCAACUUUCCUGACAUCGCUCUUGUCCGGUUUGUGGUUUGGGAUGAGGACCCGAUCGGACGGGAUUUUAUCGGACAGAUGACGUUACCCUUCCAAAGCAUCAUGCCAGGGUUUAGACACGUUCACCUAGAGGGCCUCGACCAGGCUACAGUCUUCUGUCACGUGACUAUCAUGGAUUACACCACAGAUAAGGCCCUUGAUAUCACGGACAACAUCGUGAGGGAAAGGCACCAAUCGGGAGGGGUGAAAUUCAAGAGACGAGGAAUCCUGCGAAAUAACUCAUCGUAAAAUACCCUUGACCCGAUAUAAUAUGAAGGCUGUGUCGAAGACAAAAACAUUGACACCUUAGAAAAGUGUCUUUACAGUCCCUCAAAAUUCUUUAUAGCGAUCGCAAUGCUUUGCUUAGUCCCUGAGAUAUUCCCUUUUUAUGGCCCCGAUGGAUGUGAUUCAAAUAUCUGCAUUACUGUGUAUUGAACUCUCUUGUGAAUAAGAUGAUUAUGCUGUCGAAAAUAAUAAUUAUUUAUAAUAAAGUGAAUUUUUAGCGCU